This is a messenger RNA of Clunio marinus, 3874 nucleotides long. NCBI's taxonomy places the organism in Eukaryota, Metazoa, Arthropoda, Insecta, Diptera, Chironomidae. The record is from the annotation of a GenBank genome assembly.
AUCAUUGAUGUUUUUUUUUUGCGAAAUAAAUUUCGGAAAUUUUAAAUAAAUUAAGCAAUUCGUGUAAGUGCUUAAAAAUUUAUUUAAGAUGAGCACUACCGGCGUGUUACCGUUUGUCCGAUCCAUAGAUUUUACUAGAAAUGAUUUUAGCAAAGAUUUUCCUGAAAAUUUGGCUCUUAUGUCAGGGCUGCAAUAUCUGAAACUCGAUAAAACAGAAAUAACAGAAAUUCCUGAGGAAUUGGGAAAGUUAGGAAAACUCGAGCAUCUCUCGUUGAAGAGCAAUGAAAUUGAGAAAUUGUAUGGAGAAGUUACAGAACUUUCAAAUCUUCGAAGUCUCAACAUCCGGAAGAAUCAAAUCAAAACAUCGGGCGUGCCAAAUGAGUUGUUUAAUUUAUUUGAGUUAACAACAUUGGAUUUAUCGCACAACAAACUAAAAGAUGUUCCUGAGGGUCUUGAAAAGGCAAAAAGUUUGCUGGUGUUAAACUUGAGCCAUAAUCAGAUUUGUGCCAUACCACCAGGAUUAUUCAUCAACCUUACCGACCUUCUUUUCCUAGAUUUGUCAAAUAACUUUUUGGACACACUUCCACCUCAAACUCGUCGCCUUACAAACCUUCAAACACUGAUCCUGAACAAUAAUCCUCUGGAACUCUUUCAACUUCGUCAAUUGCCAUCACUUCAACACCUUGAAGUUCUCCUUAUGAGGAACACGCAACGCACAUUACUGAACUUUCCUGCAUCUUUAGAUAACUUAAUAAACUUAAUUGAACUUGACAUCACACAAAAUAAUUUGCCAAAAAUUCCCGACGUCAUUUACAAUCUCGUCAAUUUGAAGCGAUUGAAUGUCAGCGAUAACGAAAUCAAAGAUGUGUCACCAAACAUUGAAGCACUACAAAAACUUGAAUCAUUAAACUUGUCGCGUAAUGAGAUCACAUCACUGCCAUCAUCCCUGUGUAAGCUGGCGAAGCUGCGUCGUCUUUAUGUCAAUGACAAUCAAUUAAAUUUCGAUGGAAUUCCAAGCGGAAUUGGCAAACUUGGAGCUUUGGAAAUUUUUUCAGCAGCAAACAAUCAGUUGGAAAUGAUUCCUGAAGGUCUUUGUCGAUGUGGAAGUUUAAAGAAACUUAACUUAAGUUCCAAUCAAUUAAUCACACUUCCCGACUCGAUUUAUCUUCUUGGUGAUUUGGAUUUACUCGAUUUACGUAAUAAUUCUGAUCUUAUCAUGCCAGCAAAGCCAAUCGAAUUACAAAAAGGCGACGGUGUUGAAUUCUACAACAUUGACUUCUCGCUUCAAAAUCAACUUCGCCUUGCAGGAGCUCAAAUUCCACCAUCAGUUGCAACACCAGCAACAAAUCCAAGAGAUGCAAUUGCAAGAAAAAUGAGACUAAGACGUGCUCGCAAUCAAGAUUCCGGUGGCGAUCAAGACUCAGCGAAGAUUCUGAAAGGCAUGAAAGAAAUUGCGAAAGAAAAGAACAACAGCGAGAAUGGAAACGAUGAAAUGGUUCAAAGUUUACAACCGAAACGAUGGGAAGAAACGCUUGAGAAGCCACCACUUGAUUAUUCAGAAUUCUUUGAAGAUGACGACGGACAAGCGCCAGGAAUAACAAUCUGGGAAAUUGAAAAUUUCCUUCCAAAUAAAAUCGAAGACAUCACACAUGGAAAGUUUUACGAAGGCGAUUGUUACAUCGUUUUAAAAACGUUUCUUGUUGAAACGCAAUUGUCAUGGGAGAUCUAUUUUUGGAUUGGAAAUGCAACGACAUUGGAUAAGAAAGCUUGUGCAGCGAUUCAUGCUGUUAAUUUAAGAAAUUAUUUAGGUGCAAGAUGUCGAACAAUUCGUGAAGAACAAGGCGACGAAUCGGAUGAAUUUCUAGCGCUCUUUGACAGUGACAUUGUGUACAUUGAAGGUGGACGGACAUCGACUGGCUUCUUUACAAUUGAAGACAGCGUUUUCAAUACUCGCCUUUACAUCGUUCACAAUGACGACAUUGCAAUCAAUUUGGAGCCUGUGGAGAUGAUUUACGAGACGUUGGAUGUUGAAAAUGUUUUCUUACUUGAUGGUGGAUUGAAAAUUUUCCUUUGGUUUGGAAAGAAAGCACGCAACACAGUCAAGUCAAAGUCACGUUUAAUGGCUGAGAAAAUCAACAAAAAUGAGAGAAAAAACAAAGCUGAGAUUGUAAUGGAAAUUCAAGGGAAUGAAAGUGAAGAAUUUUUGAAACUUUUGGGUGUUGAAGAUGUUGAAUCGAAGCCUGAAAUUAAGAAAGUUGCAGUUGAAUGGAAGGCAAGAAACCCGCGACUUUAUUCUGUUCAGCUGGGUCUUGGUUAUCUUGAGAUGCCGCAGGUUGAAGUUCCACAACAGAAGCUCGUCCACACACUGUUGAACAGCAAAAAUGUUUAUUUACUUGAUUGCGGACCAGAUCUUUUCGUUUGGUUUGGGAAGAAGUCAACGCGACUUGUGAGAGCGGCUGCAAUUAAAUUAUCACAAGAAUUAUUUUCAAUGAUUAAACGACCGCCAUUCUCAAUGAUUACACGAAUUCAAGAAGGAACAGAAAAUCAAGUUUUUAAGUCGAAAUUCGCUGGAUGGGAUGAAGUCAUUGCUGUUGAUUUCACGAGAACAGCUCAAUCAGUAGCACGAACUGGAGCUGAUUUAUCACGUUGGGCAAAGAGUCAAGAGACAAAAGUUGAUUUGUCAGCUUUGUUCAUGCCACGACAGCCGACGAUGACAUUGUUGGAAGCACAACAAUUAGCUGAAGACUGGAAUUACGAUUUAGAUGCGAUGGAAGCUUUCGUUCUUGAAGGAAAGAAAUUCAUUCGAUUACCGGAAGAAGAACUUGGAAUCUUCCAUUCAUCAGAGUGUUACGUCUUUUUGUGCCGUUAUUGCAUCCCUGUUGAUGAUCCACCAGAGAAUGGUGAAGAAAAUGGUCAAGACAAUCAACCAAUUGAAGACGAAAUCACUUGUGUCGUUUACUUUUGGCAAGGUCGCGAUGCUGGCAACAUGGGAUGGUUGACAUUUACAUUCACACUUCAAAAGAAAUUCAAAGCAAUGUUUGGUGAAACUUUGGAGGUCGUAAGAAUUCAUCAACAACAAGAAAACUUAAAAUUUAUGAGUCAUUUCAAAGGAAAAUUUGUCAUAAAAAAUGGCAGGCGGUCUGAUAAAAAGAAGAAAAAAUCGCCGAAUGAAAAAUUACCAGUGGAAUUUUAUCAUCUUAGAAGUAAUGGAAGUUCUCUUUGUACUCGACUUAUUCAAGUUAAACCCGAUGCUUCACUACUUAAUUCCGCUUUUUGCUACAUACUUAAUGUUCCUUUUGAAACUGAUGAUGAUUCAGAGUCUGGAAUUAUUUAUGCUUGGAUUGGAUCAAAGACAACAGCUGAAGAGUCAAGAUUGAUACAAGAAAUUGCCGAGACAAUGUUCAACAACCCUUGGGUGAGUCUACAAGUCAUCAAUGAAGGUGAAGAACCACAAAACUUCUUCUGGGUUGGAUUAAAUGGAGAGAAACCUUACGACAAAGAUGCCGAAUUUAUGAAUUUUACAAGACUUUUCAGAUGCUCGAAUGAAAAAGGAUAUUUUACAGUGGCAGAAAAAUGUUCUGACUUUUGUCAAGAUGAUCUUGCCGAUGACGAUAUAAUGCUUUUAGAUAAUGGAGAACAAGUUUUCCUUUGGCUUGGCUCUCGUUGCAGUGAAGUUGAAAUAAAACUUGCUUAUAAAUCAGCUCAGGUUUACAUUCAACAUAUGAGAAUCAAACAACCUGAACGUCCGCGAAAACUUUUCUUAACAUUGAAGAAUAAGGAAUCGCGUCGUUUCACGAAGUGCUUCCAUGGCUGGUCGAAUCAUAAGAUAAUUAUGUAACUUUUUUAAAAGCACAGUAACAAAAAAAAUGAUCGA